AUGUCGAAGCGGGAAUGCGCUAGCAAGAUCGUCAACUUGCUCAAGACCCUCCCCCAGGAGAACCUCAAGCACUACACCGUGUUCAAGGACGUCCAGCUCCAGCGGUUCCAAGAUGAACUGGUGGUGGACGCCAUCAGCGAGAAGGACUUAAAAUUGCAGUACGCCUCGCUCCGGGACCUUGUCAACGACAAGUACAAGAACUACUACCCGUUGGGCGACAAGAUGCUCAAGCCCAAGAGCAACCCGGCAUACUACGAGCGGUUGAUGGCUGAUAUCCGGGGCGAGAAGCGCGAGACGUUGGCGCUGGCGCUCAAGAUGGUGUACACGGGCAAGUAA
This is a messenger RNA of Diutina rugosa, 336 nucleotides long. RefSeq lists its product as uncharacterized. The record is from RefSeq and is a predicted model, not a curated record. Gene Ontology annotation, biological process: mitochondrial respiratory chain complex III assembly. The coding region runs from base 1 to 336 and encodes 111 amino acids. The transcript has a single exon. Gene Ontology annotation, molecular function: ribosome binding. Gene Ontology annotation, cellular component: Cbp3p-Cbp6 complex; mitochondrion. NCBI's taxonomy places the organism in Eukaryota, Fungi, Ascomycota, Pichiomycetes, Serinales, Debaryomycetaceae.